GCUGGCAGGGGCAGCUCGAACAGUCCUGAUCAGACUUCAGAAACGGACUCCAACCUAAAAAAUCAGUUGUAGCUCCGCCAGGACUCCAUCUGUAGCUGGAGUAGAACGGAUUGGAGGCCUUUAUGAACACUCACCACUUUUGCCUUCCUUAGUAAACUUGAGGGUGGUACAGCAAUGGAGUCAAGUGCGCCGAUUGUGCGGCCGCUGUAUCGCUCUUUGUUGAUUGCGGCUCGGAAUCUUGCCAAGCAGAUUGAGCGACAUGGUGGGGUUUGGAGUCAAAUACUUCCGCAGACAGAGAUUCUCUGGUGCGCCGAGCAAUUGUCUUCAAUCGCCCUGGCCGCGGAAAGGGGGCCAGAGGAUCUCAAGCAAGUUGUGCGGGAGGAGUUCCGGAGAACGAUGAAGGACCAAGAUCUUGACGACCGGAUAAGCACGGGGUUCCGGUUCCUUUCACGGCUGGGCCGGCAGGCACGGCUCCUGGAACAGCUAACGGUGCUGCCGCGAAGCGAAGCAGUGACGGACUGCGUGCGGGUUUCCAUGUACAGCACUUUCAUUGCGCAGCAGCAGAUGCACCGGAUCCAGCAGCACAUCUACCAGUACCACGUGACGAUUACGAACGAGGGCAAGGAGCCAGUCACUCUGCUCAGUCGCACCUUCAAAAUCUUAGAUUCCGAGGGGAACUUGCAAGAGGUACACGGUCCAGGCGUGCUUGGGCAACAGCCAAACAUUCCGCCGGGGGAGUCGCACUCGUAUGCUAGCACGGCUGCAAUCCAAGCGAAGGGCAUGGGUCAAAUGAGCGGCUUCUACUCAAUGGUGACAGACAGCGGUCAUUUGUUGGACGUCGAAAUAGCGCCAUUUGCAUUCAGGCCGUUCCAGCCGGUUUCGGCCUCGACUUUCUUCUCGAUGCUGGAAUCCGGAAACUCCGCGGUCCGACGUUUUGAUAGUAUCAGAAUCGGUGCACCAUCAGUUGAUCGAAAGUGACACGUGACACGUGAUAUUUGAUUGGAAGAGUACAUGAAAGGUAAAGGUCAGGUUUUGUACUUACCAGGUGGUUGAAUUGUAAACUUUUCAGAAAGGUCGCCAUGUGGCCGUUUGCUCGCAUUGUGGCUCAAUCAAGAGGAAAGGGUUUUAACGUUUUUGGCGGAGAAAGAACAGGGCAUACCGAAUCGUUUGAGCGUGGUCUGCUUUCAAGUUAAAUGUACAAUAGAAUGUUGAUUAGGCAAUAGCAACUUCCAGCUCCUUGAGGUUUGAGCGCUGGUGCAUCCAGUUUCUGUCCAUGUGCAUCCGGACGCAUACAAUGAUGAC
This is a messenger RNA of Klebsormidium nitens, 1302 nucleotides long. The record is from the annotation of a GenBank genome assembly. NCBI's taxonomy places the organism in Eukaryota, Viridiplantae, Streptophyta, Klebsormidiophyceae, Klebsormidiales, Klebsormidiaceae.